This is a messenger RNA of Rhipicephalus microplus (southern cattle tick), 1279 nucleotides long. It is a transcript of the gene CkIIbeta, whose product is annotated as casein kinase II subunit beta. Gene Ontology annotation, cellular component: protein kinase CK2 complex; cytoplasm. Gene Ontology annotation, molecular function: protein kinase regulator activity. The record is from RefSeq and is a predicted model, not a curated record. Lineage: Eukaryota; Metazoa; Arthropoda; Arachnida; Ixodida; Ixodidae.
GUUUCUUGUCAGCCUGGUGACCGCGGCGGUGCUCGCUGGCUGUUCCGAUUUGUUCCUCGAUUGGCAAAGUAUUUCUGCUAAGCUUUUCUCUCGUCGCCUGAUUUCUUGAGAAGUCGGUAAGCUGUCGGAGACAAUGAGUUCUUCUGAGGAAGUAUCGUGGAUAUCCUGGUUCUGUGGACUACGAGGGAACGAGUUCUUUUGCGAGGUUGAUGAAGAUUACAUUCAGGACAAGUUCAAUUUGACUGGCCUCAGUGAGCAGGUUCCUCACUACAGACAAGCGUUGGACAUGAUUUUGGACCUUGAACCGGAUGAUGAACUGGACGACAACCCAAAUCAGAGUGAUCUGAUAGAGCAGGCUGCAGAGAUGCUCUAUGGACUCAUCCAUGCCCGUUACAUUCUCACAAACAGGGGAAUCGCUCUCAUGAUUGAGAAGUACCAAAAUGGAGACUUCGGUUACUGUCCCAGGGUGUACUGUGAAAGUCAGCAGAUGCUCCCAAUUGGGCUUUCAGAUGUACCCGGAGAAGCAAUGGUAAAGUCUUACUGCCCCAAGUGCAUGGACGUGUAUGGACCCAAGUCAUCUCGGCACCACCACACGGAUGGUGCCUACUUUGGCACAGGCUUCCCUCACAUGCUGUUCAUGGUACACCCUGAGUACCGUCCUAAGAGGCCCAACAGUCAGUUUGUGCCCCGGUUGUAUGGCUUCAAGAUUCAUCCUCUGGCCUACCAACUGCAGCAGCAGGUAGCAGCCAACUUUAAGGCACCGAUUCGUGGCAUGAACUAUGGAAAUGGCAAACGUUGAAGUUUGAAACUACUGGAUUCCCUGCAACGCUCACCUCAUGAUGCUUUUGCCACUCCAGCAUCACUGCUUUCUUCGUCUUGUUCUCAAAAUCUUUUAUCUGCAGCACCUCUUCAUUGUUCCCCUUAGUUCGUUAGAUGUAUUCUUGUCUUGAAUUUGUCUGUGUGUGGCUCUUUUGUUUGGUAUUCAGUUUUUUUUUGUGUGUGUGUGUCUUAGCUCACUUUCUGCAUCAUGCGAGAGUGAAUUAAAAGCAGUUGUAUGUGUGGCACUUUGAUGUUUUGACAGCCAAACUAAGAAGCUCUCUCCCUUGUUUUAAAUUCAUUGAAAUCAAGUUUGAUUAUGUCAUACUUCUUGGUAUUUUCAAGCUCUGAUGGUAAUCAGUAGCUUUAUAUCUACAUCUGUCCUUUUGAUGGUUUAUCACUUGGGUCCUAAAAACUGUUACUUUUAUUUGAACAGGUCUCACGUAAACUGUUGUUUUUCUUA